Messenger RNA from Phytophthora sojae, 3036 nucleotides. RefSeq lists its product as hypothetical. The transcript is spliced from 8 exons. Bases 43 to 2817 code for a protein of 924 amino acids. Gene Ontology annotation, molecular function: protein kinase activity; protein binding; ATP binding. The record is from RefSeq and is a predicted model, not a curated record. NCBI's taxonomy places the organism in Eukaryota, Oomycota, Peronosporomycetes, Peronosporales, Peronosporaceae. Gene Ontology annotation, biological process: protein phosphorylation.
UGCACCAAUACUAAGGUGGCGGUGUUACCGACAAGUUUAGCGAUGAAUUGUCCGUUGCUGGAUACGGUCUCGUUCAAUGGGAGCUCUAUCCACACGGUGCAGUCACAAGCGCUGAUCUAUGGAGACGCGUUCGUGAAUUUGACGGCGCUGCAUACGUUAGACCUGAGGUAUAACGAGCUGCAGUCGAUCCCGAACGAGCUGCUGACGGCGUCUUCGUCGUGGAAGGCCCUGGACUUCUCCCACAACCUCAUCUUGGACGUGCCCUCUGGAAUUCGGAAUGCCGUCGCGGAAGGAUACAUCUCUUUCGACUACAACCAGCUCGUGGAGCUUGAUGAAGGAGCCUUUGCUGGUGCUUCAGGGAUUAAUGAGCUUCGAUUGGCAUCCAACGCCAUUUUCACCAUCAAUUCCAAGGCAUUUUCGGGGAUGUCGGCGCUGAGGAAAUUGAAUUUGAGCGACAACGUUAUCUCAGUUAUUGAUGAGGACGCGUUCGAAGAUAUUGACGGACUCCAGGAGCUGAGGCUAGCCGCCAACAACAUCCAUCGGCUGACGUUGUCCUCGGUUCCAGCCAACCUGGAGGUCUUAGAGCUCCAAGAAAAUCUGCUCGACCUCAUGCCUGACUUCCCGGACCAAUUUCUAGCCUCCGAUCUGGCCUACCUGAAUAUGAGCCGUAACUACCUGUGGUCUAUUUCGACGAAUGAUGCCCUCGCACCUUACACGGGACUCGAGACAUUAGAUCUUAGCAGCAAUCGGAUCGUGAACUUCAGCUCCGCUGUCUUUGAUCCAAUCAUGUCUACGAUCGAGUUCAUGAAUUUCGACUCCAACCUGAUUACAUCUAUCCCCAGUACCAACUUCAUUGCGCUCGUCAAAAAGCUGCUUACGAACAUAACUCUACUGAACAACCCGGGCAUUGGAUGGUCAUCAAACGUGGAUAUGCGCAACGAUUGCCCGAACGGCAGCAUCUUCGAAGAGAUUAACCUGACAUCCUCUUCAGGAUCCGACGUGGCACUUUACGGCUGCAUUCAGUGCGUUGCGGGCACUUUUCACGACAAUUCGACCGGGACAUGUGUGGCAUGCAGCGAAGUGUCGUCUCGUGCGUAUUCAGAGGAAGAUGGCGCCAUAGCGUGUCUGUAUUGCCCCUACUCGUCAGACCUGGAAUCUGACCGCACCAUGUGCAGAGACUUCGAGUGCAACAUGCUCUGCUGGCUCACGCUAUCGAUGGGGAUCGCGAUUCCAGGGAUCAUUUUCAGCAGCAAGUUCCUGCUCUACCUGAUCAUGAAGAGCUCCAAGCGUACGCGCAAGAUGGACAUCAAGGAGCAAGAAGCCAUGAACGACUGGCGGAUGGGCCUAAUGAUGCAUCAACUAGCCGAGCCUACAAGCCCAAGCGAUUCGCUCCUCGAUGAUGAGAUUGACGACGAUGCGUCGGAUCGUGGCGAAUUGCCGUUCCGCAUCUACGACCUCCCGGAAGAAACCAAGGACCUGGUGCUGAGCACCUUGCGCGACUAUUUCCAGAUCCGGAAGGAGAAGCGCUGGCGUGCGCUUCCUCCGGAUGAGCAAGAGGCGACGCGUGAGUGGAACGACGUGGAGUGGGAGACGUUCCACAUGCACCGCAUCCUCAGUCGCAGCUACCACGGCGAGAUCUUCCUGGGUGACUACUGCGGUACGCAAGUCGUCGUCAAGCGGAUGAUGACGCUGCGUUUUGAGGUCAAGGAGCUCGCGGAUACUAUCAAGGACGUGGAACUAUUGGGCGCUUUACACCACCCGAACAUCGUCGCUUGCCUGGGCACGAUGUGGUCGGAUCCUGAACAUUUGUGCGUCAUUUCUGAAUACGUCAAGGGCGGCGAUCUCGCCGCUGUGCUCGAAGUUGACGCACUCGACCGCCCCAACUUCAGCAAUUCCUCGGUGUCCCAAGCAUCCGCUUCAUCUGCGGAUAGCGACUCGACCCCGUCCCAAGCUACAGCUUAUGGAAUGUCGAAGAGGGCGUUGGUGACGCGCUUCCAGAUGGCGUUGGACAUUUGCAAGGCGCUCGCUUACAUGCACAACAAGGGCAUUUCCCACAGCGACCUGCGGAGUCGGAACGUGAUGGUGACCGAGCUGCUCCGCUGCAAGAUUGGCGAUGCUCGUCACCACAGCCGUGACGACAAGCAUCAUGCUACCCACGUCCUCCUAGUUGAUGCCCCCGCGGUGCAAAGUUCCGACUCCGAGGAGGAAGGAGAAGGCGUGCGAUUCCUGCAGCCCGAAAGGAGAAAUUCUCAAGAGCAGGCUGGGCCGAUGAUCCCGUUGGUGGCGCCGGAGGUAUUGCAUCACAACUCACGACACCUCCACGUGGAUAUCUACAGCGUUGGCAUCCUCCUACUGGAACUUUGGUUCCACUCGUACAUUUUCUUCCAGAACGACCGACCAAACGAUGAGUUCGAGGUGCGCAGUCGACCGAAGAAGCUGACGCUGAGUAUGGACAACCACGAGGACGAAUCAAAGAGUGCAGGUGCAAGCAAGGAGGAUUCGUCCCUUCCCAGAACUGCCAGUGCCGUCCAGAAGGGCAAACUACACAACGCUGCGAUGCAUCACUUCAUGAGCAAGCUGCGUAUGCUGGCGAAUAUUGGCGGUACAGAUGCCGAAGCAGACGAGAGCAGCUUCGGCACCACGCCGACGUCUUCUGCCGCCUCGUUGACUGUAUCAUUGUCUUCUUCAAGCGCAAUCGUCGACAAACUAUCAGGUGCAAUUGAAGACUGCCUGCAAAGCGACCCGAAGAAGCGUCCAACAGCCAAGAAGCUGGUGGACCUCUUCCAGUUCUUCUUGGACGAAAUCAGCGCUGCAUAGAGCAGAGCCUCAUAUUUAUUGAUACAGUUGGGACUGGACGAUAUCACUUUGGUGCAAGAUGGCGGAUACCAAAGCACACAGCUGAGCUUCAAGACUGUCGCUGAUUGGGAACGGGCGAUGGAGAACUGAGAUACUUUGCGCAAGACUCAACUGUCGGAUCGAGACUCAAGACUCCAGGGAUCCCGUUGGGUCUUGUCCGUCUCCAUCUCCAUUUUGGCU